AUGCUCAAUUAUGACUAUGAGGACAAGAAACAUCUUCUGUACUGGCCAGAAUCGGUUCGCUUGAAAGUAAGUCGCUUCGCUUUGGAGUAAAUCGAUGCCCAUAAACAAAAAAGUAUGGAUGGUUUCUUUCUGAUAUCUUUAAAAAAGCAAAAAUUUCUCCCUAAAAAUAAACUUUUUUUGCAAGAACUCUCUGACUCUUUUGGUAAAUUCGUGGAGGAACGCAAACGCUCGUGGCUGCGUCGCGGCUAUCAAUUUGCGCAGUCCGCGCGAUUUUUCGCUAAUCGAAAAUAAGAAAGACAGAGAAGCAAGCGUGAAUAGCAAAUAAACAAUAGCAAACUUCUAUUUCAAAAUUAGAAUUACAGAUGAUACUUUCAGAGCACAAAGGUUGAAACCAGAGGAAAGAUGCACUAUACAAUGCCGGGAAUCAAAGAAGAGUUCAUUCGAAACCCGAUCGACCAUCGUUUUCAGGCACGCAACUUUGCGUUUUGACUCCUUUUCGUGUCAAUGAAUCAAUUUUUCCAGGACACAUUCAACAAAUUCUUCCCGCGCUAUGACCUUGACCUCAAUCAAAGAGGUUUGGUCUGGUUUAUUGUGAGUUGACUACGUAGGCAGUUAUCAGUAACUGAUGGACACUGCAUUCAGAAGAAAGGGCUACUUGAGGCUGCACUUAACGGCACGUCUGACAUGCUGACGUGGCUAGGGCAAGGAAAAGACAAAGCGGGACGACCUUCGGAAAUAUCGCAAAUAACUAUGGAGGUAAUUGGAUACGGCUUUCUCAGUAAAACUGAUGUUGUUUAGAUUUGGACUCUCCGUUUCCAACUUUUGUUGAAUCUACGUAUGCACGCUCAGUUAUUGGCUGAGUUGGCCGCCUUCGAGGAAUUAGAUGCUCCUGAUCUUUUCUAUCAGUACAAGACGAGCGAUAAGACAGGUAAACCUUCUUAUCAUCUUCGUAAUUGAUCUGAUUAUACACUGAUUUACGAAAUAUGUACGUUUACAGGCAGUUUAGUUCCGUUUGCACUGCGACUCAUCCAUGCAGAAGCGCUCCGUUUCUCCCCGUUUCCCUGGAGCUCUCUGAUAAGGAUUGAAGCUUUGCAGAAUCAUGUUGAGCAAGUGGGAAAGUGCACUGGCGACACGAAAAAGUACUCCGUGCUUGCAGAUUGUCACCAUCUUCCGUGCAAAAGCAGCUCCCUUCAGUCAUAUCGAAGAAUGGGAGAAACGACUCAACUGUGUGAAAUAUUUGUACGUCAGAGUGCUACACGACCUUGGGGUAAUAAAAACGGUGGUUUCAAGAGUGAUAACUGGGUUAUUCAGGAGUACAAACUUUCAAUGCUACUGAUGGAGAACAUUUGCAAUGAAACGGAAGACCAGGACGAAAAGACGACUCUGUCGAGGGCCCUAAUGCGCAUGGCAAUGCAAGCGGGAGAUGAGAAAGCGAUGAAUCUUUAUGCUGAAAAAGCGAGCAAGUUAUCUUCUGGCGACAGCGAAAUGACACUUCACAAGUAGUUUUGCGUGCUUUUGUGCAAGUUCCAGACAAGUCAAUAAUAUUUCAGAGCGAUACGUAGUAUUUUUCUUGGUUCCAACAAUCAUGCACAAGACUACAUUCAACGCAUUCCUGUGGCGGACAGUCAAAGUGCGCAGUUUAUCAAUACAAAAUCGUUGACUCAACUGUACACUGGAAGGUCUGUGGAAGCCGUUGAAACUGUUUCGCAAAUCAAACCGGUAGGAGAACUUCACUUGAAUUCACAUAAAACUAUAUUAAUUUAUUCAGAUUGUGCCUGGUCCAACAACAACGAACUUGAAGACCAUUGCUGAGCUGUGUUUGUCAACUGCAGCCAAGGAUGAACUGUUGAUCAGAUGA
This is a messenger RNA of Caenorhabditis sp. 36 PRJEB53466, 1858 nucleotides long. The record is from the annotation of a GenBank genome assembly. Lineage: Eukaryota; Metazoa; Nematoda; Chromadorea; Rhabditida; Rhabditidae.